Molecule: messenger RNA, 355 nt
Organism: Cariama cristata (Red-legged seriema)
Lineage: Eukaryota; Metazoa; Chordata; Aves; Cariamiformes; Cariamidae
Product: feather keratin Cos1-1/Cos1-3/Cos2-1-like
Exons: 1
Coding region: 50-355 (101 amino acids)
Cellular component (GO): intermediate filament
Molecular function (GO): structural constituent of cytoskeleton
Source: RefSeq, a predicted model, not a curated record
UCUGCUUCCUCUCUGCCCUCUUUCCCAGGUACACCUCCAGACCCAAGACAUGUCCUGCUAUGACCAGUGCCGGCCAUGCCAGUCCUGCAGCCGAACCCCUCUGGCCAACAGCUGCAAUGAGCCCUGUGUCAGGCAGUGCCAGAACUCCACCAUCGUCAUCCAGCCCUCUCCUGUGAUGGUGACCCUGCCCAGCCCCAUCCUCAGCUCCUUCCCACUGAACACCACCAUGGGCUCCUCCACAUCUGCUGCUGUUGACAACAUCCUCAGCUGUGAUGGAGUGCCCAUCAACUCUGGAUGCUGUGACCUCUCUGUCAUUUCCAUCCACUACUAUGGCAGAAGGUGCCACCCCUGCUAA